Chironomus riparius is the source of this 3392-nucleotide messenger RNA. Lineage: Eukaryota; Metazoa; Arthropoda; Insecta; Diptera; Chironomidae. The record is from the annotation of a GenBank genome assembly.
CUUUAUUCUAAAAAUAUCUCUUAUUUUUUUUUUGCUCUUAAUUUUGUUUGUUUUUCGUCAAAUACAAGAUCACAAAUGAUACAUUUAAACUCGUUUAAAGAAUAAAAUUAUGUUGAUGGGAUAAAGUGUUUCAGGUGAGAAUAUUAUUUUAUAAAAUUGGGCACAUUUAUUAGAAUCAUUCCUUAAUUAAACAUUUAAAUAGUAUUUAAAGUUGAUUCAAAAUGUAAAACUAGAUUAAAUUUAACUUACCGACUUUUCAAAAUAUAAUUAAUGCUCAUCGUUCAUGUAAUUUUCUCAUCUAAUUUACUUAAAGAGAAAAAUACAACGAGUUUCAUUUUCACUGAUCUCGCGUGCGUAUAUUUACUUGAGCUCAGUCAAUCAUUGAACGCCAAACUAACAAUAUGUUUUUUUUUGUGGAUAGAUUGUGAAAAUAUGAAGAAAAAAUAAUUCAUAAUCAUAAAUAUUAAUAAAUGAAAAAAUUUGAAGAAAAGUCUAAACAUUUCAAAAGUCAGAAAUCUAAUAUUCUUUACUAUUAUAUGAUCAAAGAAAAGGAAAAAUUGAUGAAAAAAUAAAAGAAAAUUAAAAUAGAGAAGGAAAGAGAAAAAUUAUGAAAAUAGCUGUGAUAUAUCGUGAGUUAUUUUUACUGUUACUUACUAUAGCGCAUUGCCGAAAUGCCCCAACAAAUAAUCACAAUGAUAAAUUCUAUUGGUACGAUAAGAACAAGAGUAUCGUUGAAAAUCGCAUGCGUAGCUUGCAAAUGGAAAAUCUUCCUCGAGUGAAAAAUGUAAUUAUAUUUAUUGGCGAUGGAAUGGGAUUGAGUACUAUAACCGCAUCAAGAACACUUAAGCGUCAAGUUACUCAAAAUCCUAAUGCACAAAUGAUAUUUGAUGAAUUUCCAGCUACAGCGCUCAUGCAAACUGAUAUUAUAAAUAGUCAAAUCCCAGAGUCAGCUGCAAGUUCAACUGCAUUAUUCUGUGGUGUAAAAACAAACUUUGAAAGCCUUGGUGUUGACUCAACUUCAAUGGGAAGAGAUGCUUGUAAAAAUAUUAAUUCUCAUGCGCCAUCAGUUAUUGAAUGGGCUCAAAAGAAAAACCUCAAAACCGGUUUCGUGACGACAUCUAGAAUCACUCACGCAACACCAGCUACUUUGUAUGCUCAUUCACGUCGUCAUAUUGAAGAUGAUUCAAAAGUUGAUUCAUUUGGUUGUAAAGACAUUGCGAGACAGCUGAUUGAAAAUGAUACGGGGAAAAAUAUAAAUGUCAUCAUGGGAGGAGGGAUGCGAAGUUUUAUUCCUGAAAAUGUUGAAGGUGGACGUCGAAAGGAUGGAAAAAAUUUAACUGCUGAAUGGGUGACUUCUCAUUUGAAUGGAGAGUUUAUAACAACAAGAAAUGAACUACUUAAUGUUUCUGAUUAUACAGAAUAUUUAUUAGGAAUUUUUUCAAAAUCACACAUGCAAUUUAAUGCAGAUCGCAACAGAGAGAUUGAACCAUCAUUAGCAGAAAUGACAAAAGCUGCAAUUGAAAUAUUGAGAAGAAAUAAUACGAGAGGAUUUUUAUUGAUUGUAGAAGCAGGGAAAAUAGAUUUAGCACAUCACUACAAUAAUGCCUUUCGUGCACUUGAUGAUACAUUACAGCUCGAUGAGUCUAUCAAUGAAGCUUUGAAGAUUAUUGACUUAUCAAAUUCACUAGUUAUUGUCACAUCUGAUCAUGCGUCAGCAAUGAGCUAUUCAGGAUUUGCUACGCCAAAGAACUUAACUGUCUUAGGAAUGGAUAAAUAUGUGUCAAAUGUUGAUGGCAAACCUUAUCAACUUUUGACAUAUAGCAGCGGAUUGGGUUAUCAAAAUUACAAUGAGACUGCAGCGAUCCAUGACUAUCGAAAUUCCUAUCAUAAAGCAACAAUAGCGUCAACUUGGGCUAAUCAUGCAGCAGAUGAUGUUCCAGUUUACGCUAUCGGACAAAUGGCAAACUUUUUAUUUAGCGGAUCAUUUGAUCAAACUUAUUUAGCUCAUGCUGUAGCCUACGCAAUGUGUAUUUUUCAAUAUGAGUCACGUUGUCAUAAUUCGAUUAACAUGAAAAGAACCAAGCUUGUCAAUGAAAAGGGACCAAGAGGAAUUGAAGCUUUAAAACAAGAACUAGGAAAAUUUUCAAAAAGUAAACCUUUUGGUGCUGGAAAUAAUUUAGAAAAUAUUAAAGAAGCAUUGAUAUACACAACUGCAGCUACAUUAGUUGAAAAUUCAAACGAUGUAAUAUUAUUAAAAAAUACAACUUCUGAAGAAGACAUAUACGAAUCAUCAGACUUAAUCAGCAAUUCCACAUCACUUAUCAAUUCAUCUCGAAAUUUUCGUAAUAAUAAUUGUUUUGUUAUUGUAAUUGUAUUAUUUGCAUUUUAUUAAAUAAUUAAUAUACAUAAAUGAAAAAUAAUAUUUUAGAUAUUCCAAUUGAAAAAAACAAUUAAUGACUUCCAUUUAAUUCACAAGUCAAUUUCAUAUGUGAUCUAUUGAAAUAAAAUAUUUUUGUCAGCAUUGACAUAAUAACUGGCAUUUGUUUGUGACCAUGUGAAUCUCCUUCUGGAUCAUAAGCUUCUUUUGAAAAUGCUACAUAUCUAUUCACACCAGUUAAAAUCCACAUUAAAUCAACAUCUUGAAUUGUAUUAUUUUUUAAAUAUGCUUUUAACUCCUCACACAGUGCUUCUAUGAACCAUGAGCCAUAGUUUACUUCUCUAAAUGAAGGAAAUCCAUCAGCACUUGAAAACAUGACUAGAAUAUCUGCCAUAAUCGGAACACUUUGUGCACUCACCGUAUUGCUUUGCAACGAUUCCUUUUGAUUUUUAUUAAAUCGCUUUUGCUCCUCUAUUAAUGCACCAAAGUCAGGUGUCGAUCCACGACAAGCUUGAAUAAAAAACAAUUUUGGUUUUCCACAAAGAGUUGGACAUCUAUCGCCCGUAAAAAAUUUCCAUAGUGAAUCUACUUCAACUGAACCAUCUCUUGUAAAGAUGUUUUUGUUUUCAUCUCCAUGAGACAUCAUGAUAACAAUUAAACAAUUGUAUGCAGAGUAAUCAUUGGUUCUUACCUAAUUUUAAUUUCUCAUCGAUUUCUUCAUUAGUGGCAUCAGUAUGUGUUUCCACUUCUAAUCCAUAACUUUUCAAUACUGUAUUUAAGUUGUCGCUAUCCUUAUAAGCACCCAAUCGAUGAUCAUGUUCAUCAAAUUCAAUUUGAUUGAAUAUUAUAGCUCUUCCAGCUUUUUCACAGUUAUUUUUAUAAAACACAUCUUCAACUUUUUCUUUUAACACCCUCAAUUCAUUAUAAGUAUAUCCUGUAUUUAAACUUUUGGAAUUUUUAUUUUUGGCAUCUUUUUGAACACUCAUUGUAGAUUAGAAGUUUUGCAACAAUUCGU